AUGUCCAAUCACGAUUUCCUUGAGACAUUUGUCAAAAGAAUUUUCGUCAUCCUUCUAUCCUUAUUCGUGUUGACUAGUAUUGUUGGUGAAGCUUCACCGUUACGUUCACUUCAUCGUCGACAAAAGGACCAGAUUCCAGUUCCUGACGCCGACAUUCGAGAAUUUAAGCUAUGGGUAAAAUACGCUAGUGCCGCGUAUUGUGAUGUGACCGAUUGGAAAUGUGGUAAAGCGUGUUCAGGAGAAACGGCCGAGACACGUCUAAUAAAAUUUUUCACGAAAACUGGGCCAAGGGACAAUAAUGGUUACGUGGCAAUUAAUGAUAAAGAAAAGGCCAUUAUAGUAAGUUAUCGAGGCACCGCAAACGUACAAGGGUUCAUAAAUGACAUACAAUUUAAUCAAAUCUCAUUUGAUAAUCCCAAAUUUAAAAAUGCAAAAGUACAUUUUGGUUUUUUGGCCACUUAUAAUGACACAAGGAAAGAGAUUACCAAAUUAAUAAAAGAUUUGGUUAAAGAGAAUCCUGAUUAUAAAGUCAUUAGCACCGGACAUUCCUUAGGUGGUUCAUUAGCCGUGUUUCAAACCUUGGAUUUAAUCGGAACCCCCGGUUUGAAUCCUUCUAACCUUUUAACUUAUACUUAUGGUGAACCACGUACGGGUAAUAAAGAUUUUGCUGACUUUGUGAAGAACACUGGUUAUAAAUUCUUUAGAGUUGUAAAUGAGAAUGAUAUCAUACCUCACUUACCUCCUCAAGAUUUUAAAUACGAUCAUUAUGGUCCUGAAUUUUGGGUUGAUCCGUAA
This is a messenger RNA of Funneliformis mosseae, 795 nucleotides long. The record is from the annotation of a GenBank genome assembly. NCBI's taxonomy places the organism in Eukaryota, Fungi, Glomeromycota, Glomeromycetes, Glomerales, Glomeraceae.